Aspergillus wentii DTO 134E9 is the source of this 630-nucleotide messenger RNA. RefSeq names its product RraA family protein. The annotation marks the transcript as partial. The record is from RefSeq and is a predicted model, not a curated record. Lineage: Eukaryota; Fungi; Ascomycota; Eurotiomycetes; Eurotiales; Aspergillaceae. The transcript has a single exon.
AUCGGAGACGCCCUCGUCAAACUCCACGUCCUGCAAGGCGGGUUUCUCUCCGGCCUAAAAAUGUAUUCCCCAGGGUACAUGGCGCCUGGCUCGAAGAUCUUCGGACAAGCAUACACGGUGCGGAUGGUAGCAGCGUCCGACAAGACAUCGCCCACACCACCAAUCCACUUCGCAGACUCGAUUCCGAAAGACAGCAUUGUGUUUGUGUCGCAGCCGAAGGGGUUGAUUAGUGCAUGCUGGGGCGGGUUGAUGAGCAUGCGAGCGCAGAAGCUCGGCGCGGCGGGCGUCAUCAUCGACGGCCGGUUUAGGGACAUCGCCGAGCAUAGAGAAUUGGGGAUGGGGUUGUUUGCGAGGGGGGUGAGUAUUCUCGGUUCGAAUGGGUUUACGAGGUCGGCGGAGUUGAAUGUGCCAGUUACGUAUGUGAAUGAGGAGACGGAGGGUGGUGAGGUGCUUGUGAAUCCGGGGGAUUAUAUUGUUGGUGAUGCGAAUGGGGUUGUGUCUGUUCCUGUUGACAAGGUGGAGGAGUGUGUGCGGCUGUGUCGGGAGCGAUAUGAGAUUGAUGAAGAGACAAGGAUGUGUUUGGAGAGGGGGGAGGAGAUGGGGCCUACCAUUAAGAGGUUGAGAAGAUAG